AUGAAAAAGUUUACAAACGAAGAUCCUCCUAUUCCUGAAGAAGGAAUGCCAGAAAAUCAGCACUUCAUGGUUAUUGAGGCUUGGAAGCAUUCAAAUUUCUUGUGCAAGGGCUACAUCCUUAGUGCUUUAGAGGAUGACCUAUACAACGUCUACAGUUCUGUGAAGACUUCAAAAGAAUUGUGGAUUGUACUUGAAAAGAAGUAUAAAACUGAAGACGCAUGCUUGAAAAAAUUUGUGGUUGCUAAGUUUCUAGACUAUAAAAUGGUGGACAGUAAAAACGUUGGAGCCCAUGUUCAAGAGCUUCAAGUUCUUAUCCUUGACCUUAUUGUUGAAGGUAUGGUAAUUAAUGAGGCGUUUCAGGUGGCUGCAGUGAUUGAAAAGUUGCCUCCUUCAUGGAGAGAUUUUAAGAACUACCUGAAACAUAAAUACAAAGCAAUGACACUGGAAGAUCUUGUGAUACGUUUGAAGAUCGAGGAGGAUGACAAAGUUGCCGAAAAGAAAUCGCAUGGAAACUCAGCGAUUAUAAGAGCAAACAUCAUUGAAGAAGCUGCUCCAAAUAAUAAGAAAAGGAAGAAGACGUCUGGGCAAAGGAAGGAGCAAGAAAAAAUUCAAAGGCAACUGAUAUAA
Lycium ferocissimum is the source of this 627-nucleotide messenger RNA. RefSeq lists its product as uncharacterized. NCBI's taxonomy places the organism in Eukaryota, Viridiplantae, Streptophyta, Magnoliopsida, Solanales, Solanaceae. Bases 1 to 627 code for a protein of 208 amino acids. The record is from RefSeq and is a predicted model, not a curated record. The transcript has a single exon.